Molecule: messenger RNA, 3038 nt
Organism: Pangasianodon hypophthalmus (striped catfish)
Lineage: Eukaryota; Metazoa; Chordata; Actinopteri; Siluriformes; Pangasiidae
Gene: mtrr
Product: 5-methyltetrahydrofolate-homocysteine methyltransferase reductase
Exons: 16
Coding region: 234-2324 (696 amino acids)
Biological process (GO): homocysteine metabolic process
Cellular component (GO): cytosol
Molecular function (GO): FMN binding; flavin adenine dinucleotide binding; [methionine synthase] reductase (NADPH) activity
Source: RefSeq, a predicted model, not a curated record
ACACUUUACACAAAACUGUAAUGAUACAGUUAAUGCAGAUGGUUUGUUCUACUAUCGCGAGAUCUUACUUAUUCUCGCGCCAACAACCGCACUUUACCAUAGCAUCUGGAUCGACAGUAUGUUAAGUAAUCUAUGAACCUCGUGUAAUGCUGUCAUAUGUGAAGGGUGAACUCUUUCUGAGGCUGAGAUGUGGCUGUUGUUAGUCAUCUAAAGUCCACAGAGCCCGUGUUAUCAUGCCUAGUGGGGUUUCAUCAUCUCGCUUCCUGAUACUGUACGGGUCGCAAAAAGGUCAAGCUCAGUCUAUAGCCGAGCAGCUCACCGAUCAGGCCGCCGAGCAUGGCUUUGAAGCAGAGAUCAGUUGCCUGAGCAAGGGGGACAAGUACAACUUGGAAAAAGAGCACAGCCCUGUGGUUUUUGUCGUUUCCACAACGGGAGAUGGUGAACCUCCAGACACGGCACUGAAAUUUGUGAGGAAGAUCAAGAAGAAAUCUCUGCCCCGUGAUCACUUCUCUCAUCUGCACUAUACACUGUUAGCUUUGGGGGACACCAAUUAUACAAAUUUCUGCAACUGUGGAAAAACCAUUGACAGCCGUCUCCAGGAACUUGGGGCAAAUCAUUUCUAUGCAACUGGCCUUGCUGAUGAUGGUACAGGGCUGGAAGUAGUGGUGGAUCCGUGGAUUGAUGGACUUUGGGAAGCUCUAAAGAAGAUAUUUGUCAAAAUGUCUGCCUCUGAUCUCAUUAGUGACACUUCUCUGAGCAAUGGUCAUCAAUCAGUGGCCGUCCAGGAGAAACUCGAGUCGUCUGCACAAAGCCUUCAGCUGCUGGAUAUUAGCGAUGUGGAUACAGGAAAAUCCAAACCGGAAUCUGAAACUGAGAGCCGAGAUGCAGAAGCUCCUUUGGACGCGUCUUUGAAUCGAUCCGUAGCUCCGCUUUCUCAGUCUUCACUCAGCAUCCCUGCACUUCCCCCAUCUUACCUAGAGGUUUUUUUGGGAGAUGUGCCUACUGGAGAGGAGGAAAUUCACGUUGUUGCACAAGGCUUUCACGAAGUGCCAAUUUCAAGAGCACUCUGGUUAACUCGAGAUGAUGCGGUGAAACCUGUCAUCUUGCUGGAGCUCGAUAUGAAGGAUGAGAAUAUUUCUUACGAGCCGGGCGAUGCGUUUGACCUCCUCUGUCCAAACAGAGACACCGAGGUGGAGGAUUUGCUUCACAGACUGGGGCUCUAUGACAAAAAGAAUCAUUUUGUUCACCUGCAGCUGCUCAAAAACACCAAAAAGAAGGGAGCACGAGUUCCUCCCUACAUCCCAGAAAAGUGUACUCUACAGUAUCUUCUGACCUGGUGCUUAGAGAUAAGGAGUAUACCCAAAAAGGCUUUUUUGCGAUCUCUGGCAGACUGCACGCAGGAAACUCGGGAGAAGAGACGACUGCAGGAGUUAUGUAGCCGUGAGGGAGCCGCAGAUUAUGACAGAUUUGUGAGAAACGCCAGCGUGUGUAUACUGGACCUUCUGUGUGCUUUUCCAUCCUGCACGCCUCCUCUCAGCCUCCUUAUUGAACAUUUACCGAAGCUGCAGCCAAGAGCAUACUCAGCCGCGAGCUCGAGUCUACGCCACCCUGGAAAGUUCCAUAUUGUGUUCAGCGUUGUGGGGUUUCCGGCAUGUGCUGAGCAUCCAGAGAGGACUGGAUUGUGUACAGGAUGGCUAGCGGAUCGCGUGUCUACCAUCAUUGAGCCAUAUGGGACAAAACAGGCUUCACGAGAGAGUGUAAAUGAUAAAGCCUUGCCCAAGGUCCACAUUUGUCCUCGUCUCAAUAACAGCUUCCACUUGCCCUCUGACCCCACAGUUCCCAUGGUGAUGGUAGGACCAGGGUCAGGUGUUGCACCCUUCAUAGGCUUCCUUCAGCAAAGGCAAAAGGAGCGAGCGAGAAAUCAGGACAGUGCUUUUGGUGAGACUUGGCUCUUCUUCGGCUGCAGACAUCAAGACAGAGACUUCAUCUUCAGAGAGGAGUUGGAGAGGUUCGUGGAGAACGGGACACUGAGCCAUUUGAAAGUGUGUUUCUCUCGAGCUGAGAUGGACAGAAAUGGUUCCGAACCCAAACCCAAAUAUGUCCAGCAUGCCCUACUCCUUCAUGCCGAGCACGUCGCGCGCAUUCUGCUUAAAGAAAACGGUCGUCUCUACGUUUGUGGAGAUGCUAAGAACAUGGCAAAAGAUGUGAAUGAUACUCUGAUGGAGAUCAUAGGGAAGGAGCUUCAGGUGGAUAAGCUGGAUUCUAUGAAGACCAUAGCGAAACUGCGAGAGGAGAAACGAUACCUGCAGGAUAUCUGGAGCUAAAGAAAGAAAUUCACAAGCUAUGGGGGUUAUAUUAAUUAUAUAUACUUAAAUAAUUAUAUAAGGAUUUUAACUGCACUAUCCCAUCAACCACAACAGACCAGACAUGUGCCAAUACUGAAUUUUGUUACCACGGCAACUAUCUAACACACUGGGGUAGUUUAAGAUGUUGUCAUUUUGAUAUUGUGUUUUAAAAAUAGUAUUAAAAAAGACACAUCCGAUGCUGACUUCAUCUCAGGUGCACAGAAUGCUGUUUAAAAAAUGCUGCCUAUUUAGGCAGCCUCUAUCCAAGUGGACACUGAUGCUUUGAAACGUCCACAGUAAUAUUGUAUGAUUUUAAAUAUCUAAUUAUACUGUAUACCAGACAGAUCAGUCUUUGCCUUUUAUGCAUUUUAAUGACUGACAGGGGCGUGUUCAGAUAUGGAAUUUAUAGGUCAUACAAUAUAGCAUAUAUGGAUGUAAUGAAUCAGAUAUUCACAGAUUUGUUUCAGAUGUGUAGAACAAACUUUAACAGCACAGACUGCGUGAACACCAUCGGUUCCCACCUGUUUUUUUUUUUAAUCUAAAAUUUGUUUUAGACAAAUGCAUAGUUCAGAUUCAGCUGUGGUUUCUUUUGCCACAUAGUCUAUUUUAAAAUGCCUCGCAAUGCUGCAGUGACCUUUUUAUCCAUUACAAGUUUCACUUUCUCACUUCUGAUUAAAUAAAUACUUUAUACGA